Acanthamoeba castellanii str. Neff is the source of this 927-nucleotide messenger RNA. RefSeq lists its product as uncharacterized. The transcript has 9 exons. The record is from RefSeq and is a predicted model, not a curated record. NCBI's taxonomy places the organism in Eukaryota, Discosea, Longamoebia, Acanthamoebidae. Bases 1 to 927 code for a protein of 308 amino acids.
AUGACGCGCACGGCAGCAGCAGGCAGCGGCGCGGGAGGCGCUGACGCUUCACCGCGACCGUUCUCCGACUCACUCAUGACCACCCUGGAUAUGAUCUCGCCCGCCUUCUCCGUCCUCGCACUGCCCUUGCUGAUGGCCUACAGCAAUGGAUGGAAUGCGUGGGUGCGGGCCGUCAACCGGCCGCCGGCACCGCCGUCGGUGUCGGCCUGGGACCGCGUGGUGGGCUCGCCCGUCAAGACCUGGAAGGCACGAGGGAGCUGUGAAGAGGCCUGGCGCACCAGCCGAAACUGGACGCGGUUUGGUCUUCUCAUGGCCACCGACCUGUUGGAGAUUUGCGCCGUUAACUACGCAGGCGCCCUCCUGGGCGUUAGCCUGCGCGACCCCGAAUCGGACAUCAGCCUGACGAGCGCACUGUGGGGCUUCACCGGGGCCGCCGUCAUCGGUUUCCCGCUCUCCAUCCUCGGCUGGCAGCUCCACACCGACACCUGGAGGGGCUGGGGCAGCCUGCUGCCCACCUCGGCCCUCGGGAGGCAGCACUGGCUCGCCCUGCCGGCCAAGAUCGUGGAUGUCGUGGUCUUCAACGUGGGCAUCGUUCCGCAGCCGCUGGGAUGGCUCACCAGCGACGCCGAAAACAACAGAGAAGAUCCGGCCCUCUACGACGAGGAGCGCGAAGAACGGUCCACCGCCAGAGUGAUCUUGGAUCGCGCCCGGCUAUUUGCCAUCAGCUCGGCCGCGGGCUCGGCCUGCAGCCUCGUGCUGGUGGGCCUGCAGGUGCCGGCGAUCAUCGUGUGGAACCGCAUGCUGGCCGAGCCGGGCCGCUUCGCGUCGGUGGUGGCCUGCGUGCGGCACAUCUGGGCGAGCGAGGGCCUUGCCGGCUUCUACCGCGACCUGCCCCUCUUCGCCCUCAACCUCAUCAACAUCGCAUAA